AUGUCGUCCGCGACCACGACAUUGCGGAUUGCAAAGGAAUUGGCAAAUAUUCAGAAAAGUCCAGAUCAAGGAAUAUAUGUAUACUUUGACGAAAAAAACCUGAUGCGUGCGCAGGCACUUAUACUAGGCCCUCUCGACACUCCCUACGAAUACGGCCUUUUCGAAUUCAAAAUGUCCUUUCCUGAAGGGUAUCCCUCAAAGCCGCCGUGCGUGAGCGCGCUGACUACCAACGAUGGAUGGACGCGGUUUAAUCCAAACAUAUACGCGAAUGGCAAAGUGUGUCUCUCAAUCCUAGGGACGUGGAGAGGCGAGGCAGGCGAGCAGUGGUCGUCAGCGCAGGGGAUCGAGUCCGUGCUGAUGUCGAUCCAGAGCCUGAUGUGCUCCAACCCGUUCGAGAACGAGCCCGGUUUCGGCCCCGGGAGUGAGCGGGAGUCGCUUCACCGUGACAAGGCGCAGCAGUAUAUUCAAAAGAUUCAACACGAGACACUCAGGAUUUCUGUAAUCAAGCGACUGGAAGAAUCGCUGCAUAUUUCAUCCGUGACCGGGAAGGUUAAAAAGACACCAGAGAACGAGCAACCAGAGGACGUGCCCGCAGACGUGCCGUUCAAAGACCUCUGCAAACGCCUCUUCCGCUACUACUACCCGUCCUACAUGCGCACGAUCGCGCGCGAAAAGCAAUCCAUCAAAGACAACACCUUUUUCGAAACAAUGCCGUUCGAGGGCCCAGACAACGAAAUGAAGGGCUCGUUCGACUACGCCGACCUCGAGCGACGCAUGCACGCCAUCACCGCCGCGCUCGACAAGGAAACAGAGCACUGGGCAACCGAGGGCGCCGAGGCCGUCCGCAACCACGACGCGGCCGCGUCGAUGCUCAGCGGCAUGUAUUCCCAGAUCGCGGGGUACCUCGUGCGAACAUACGACGGCACGGUGACGCUCGAGCUCGUGGAUGAUAACCCGUUUGUCUGGAGGAUUAUCUAUUUCGGGCGGCCGACGACGAGCCUUGACGGCGCGCUGUUCCGCAUCAAACUUGCGUUCUCGGUCAGGUUUCCUGAGGAGCAACCUAGAGCUGUCUACGAGACUCCCAUAUACCACCUAAAUAUCACCCCAAGCGGAAUACCAUACUACCGCCCCUCAAAACCCGAAGACCCACAGUCCCACAUCGAAGCCCUGAUCGCAAGUCUAGAGAACGACAAGCUCUCGCCAGAUCCGCGCACGUGGAUGAACCUCGACGCCGCAGAACUGUACUUUGGCUCUGACGCGCAAAAGAAAGAGUACCGCAGGACCUUCAGACGCGCCGUCAUGCGUUCUGCAGAGUAUUAA
Myxozyma melibiosi is the source of this 1320-nucleotide messenger RNA. RefSeq names its product ubiquitin-conjugating enzyme/RWD-like protein. The transcript has 7 exons. Bases 1 to 1320 code for a protein of 439 amino acids. The record is from RefSeq and is a predicted model, not a curated record. NCBI's taxonomy places the organism in Eukaryota, Fungi, Ascomycota, Lipomycetes, Lipomycetales, Lipomycetaceae.